Molecule: messenger RNA, 980 nt
Organism: Ornithodoros turicata
Lineage: Eukaryota; Metazoa; Arthropoda; Arachnida; Ixodida; Argasidae
Gene: eIF6
Product: eukaryotic translation initiation factor 6-like
Exons: 7
Coding region: 104-841 (245 amino acids)
Biological process (GO): ribosomal subunit export from nucleus; cytosolic ribosome assembly; assembly of large subunit precursor of preribosome
Cellular component (GO): cytosol; preribosome, large subunit precursor; nucleolus
Molecular function (GO): ribosomal large subunit binding
Source: RefSeq, a predicted model, not a curated record
CUGAAUCGGAAGAGGCCAUUGAAAGAUUGAAAGUGCGUGUUCGUUUGGUGUAUGCACGAGUUGAUCGCCUUACGAAGCUGCAGUACGAAUAUAAUUGUUAAUAAUGGCUAUAAGAGUUCAGUUCGAAAAUAAUAACGAAGUUGGCGUCUUCGCGAAGCUUACAAAUAGUUAUUGUAUCGUCGCCAUCGGUGGAUGUGAGAAUUUUUACAGUAUCUUCGAGGGAGAGCUUGCAGAUGCAAUUCCUGUUAUCCACUCAUCAAUAGCUGGCUGCCGGAUUGUUGGACGACUCACAGUUGGCAACAGGCACGGUCUGCUUGUCCCAAGCACGACGACAGAUCAAGAACUACAACACUUGCGCAAUUCAUUACCAAACAGUGUUAAAAUACAACGAAUAGAGGAACGGCUGUCUGCACUUGGCAAUGUCAUAGCCUGCAAUGACUAUGUAGCGCUAACCCAUCCAGAUUUGGAUAAGGAGACAGAGGAAAUAAUAGCCGAUGUGCUUAAAGUUGAGGUAUUCCGCCAGACAAUCGCAGGCAACGUUCUCGUAGGAACCUAUGGUGCCCUCAGCAACCAAGGCGGCCUGGUCCAUCCAAGAACAUCUAUUGAAGAUCAAGGAGAACUGUCAUCUUUACUACAAGUGCCAUUGGUGGCUGGUACAGUGAACAGAGGUAGCGAUGUGAUUGGUGCAGGAAUGGUAGUAAAUGACUGGUGUGCAUUCUGUGGCAUGGACACCACAAGCACGGAGCUGUCUGUCAUAGAAAGCGUAUUCAGGCUGAAUGAGGCUACACCUUCUGCUAUCACCACCACUAUGAAAUCAUCCCUUAUCGAAAGCAUGACAUAAUGAGAGACUGCUAUUCACCUCUGCACUCUGCAGCUUCUCAGCUGACACAGGCGAAGGCUUAACAGUGUACAGCAGCCAAGCGUGGGAGCACGUUUAUUGCCCAAUUUUUGCUUGUCAAUAAAAUAAGGAGCUAUGCUUA